Acyrthosiphon pisum (pea aphid) is the source of this 2987-nucleotide messenger RNA. RefSeq lists its product as uncharacterized. NCBI's taxonomy places the organism in Eukaryota, Metazoa, Arthropoda, Insecta, Hemiptera, Aphididae. The transcript has 5 exons. Bases 445 to 2535 code for a protein of 696 amino acids. The record is from RefSeq and is a predicted model, not a curated record.
UAGUUAUAUCUGUAGGUGCAAUUCAUUUUUUUAUGCUUAUAAUAAUAUCAUAUUAGCGAAUAGUGGAUUCCGAGUCUGCCUUGUAAAUUACUAUAAAUCAUAGUCUGUACAAUUAUUAAGCAUCCAAGAUACAUCAUCUACUUUCAGAUCUUUAAAACGUAAGGUGGGUAUCAACUAUCAACCCUUUCUGUGGUUUUUUUCUUCAUUAUUUAGGUACUUUGUUUUUUUUCGUAUGGCGUUAUUACCGGGAAUACCUAGGCAUAAAAAGCAGAUGAUAUUGAUUCAUGUUCCAAGUUAAAAAAUAUUUGAAGCCACAAUUUUGAAAAGAUACUUUGAAAAUUGAAUUACGGAUUUGGCAGUAACAUGAAAACAUUUAGCAAAUGAUUUUGUUACAAAUUGUGGAAAUCUAACAGUUGGCUGGGCCGAAUUUGAUUGAUUUUCAAUAUGGAUGAAAACCAGGAAAAUACCAUUAAAAAAGCACUUCAAUUAAUUAGACAUUUGGAGUUUUUGCAAUAUUCUUUUUUUGACGGUCGGCCAGAAUGGACAACCAUAAAAAAGAACGAUCUAAAAUUGUUUAUGGCAUACACAUAUUAUGACUAUCCAUUAAAUAAUGAACACAAUAAUGAUUUAAAAGAUAUUGAUGGUGAAAACCUUAAUGAUAUAUUUAUGUUAUAUAAUAACGAAGUUCAAAAAAGUAUCUUGACCAUGAUUAAGAAAAUAGAGAAAUGUAUUCAACUUAAUGAUCAAAGUAGAAGUAUUGAAGUAGGAGUAACUAUAACAUACAGUAUUUGUAAAAUAAAGUGCAAAUUGCUUGAUACUACUAAUGCCUGUUGUAUUUCUCCUGACAAGGAUAUUAUACAUCAAUGGAAAUUAAUCAGAAUAAAGGUAAAUAGUCAAGUUUUUUUUGUUGAUUUUAUAGCCGGGAGAACAUACAAAAAUUGGGAUGAUUAUAUGGAAAAUAAUACACUUCCUGAAGGAAAUAUAUUCUACCCAAAAUCUGGAUUUUAUGAUGAAACAAAUUCUUUAAUACCAUAUACAACACCGGCCUCUAGAAAAAGCAAAAAAUUUUUAAAAAAUGUUGACCUAUCCAUGCGAUUAGCAAAUGCUGUUGGUGGUUUAUCAUUAAUGUAUGGUAUGUUAAAUCCAAUGACAGCACCUAUAGUGAUCUUUUCUGCAGCAUCACUUGGAUCUUCUUCUAUAUGGGAAGCAGGAAGAGAGAUUCAAAAUCUUAUAGACAUUUAUAGACACAAACAAUGCCUAUCAGUAUCACAGUUAUGCAAAGAAUGGGUUAAAUUAUCGCUUAUUAUAACUGGUACAGUAACAGCAUUAUUACCAGUAAAGGCCAUAUCUUCAGUAACUACAGAAGUCAAUGUAAUAACUAAUACAUCAAGACUGGGAAAGUCUAUGGCUCUUUUACAAAAGGGUGUUAGUAUUACCCGAUAUUCAUUAGAAAUCAUCCAUACCACCCUGAAUAUCAUGGAUAAAAAAUCUAAACUAAGAUGGGAAGAUGCCUUAUCACUCAGUUUGGAUUUGUUCAUUAUUACAGGAUCACUAGCUCCUAUAAAAGAUGUUAAGAAUAUUAUAAUUGGUAUGUCAUCAGAAGCCGUGUGGUUACCGAUUUUCAAAACCAUGGAGAAAUUUCCUUAUUAUCUGAGUCAACACUUCUGGAAAUCUGUUUACUUUUUCAAAAUGCACUUUGACGUAUUCACAGAGCGAGUAGCGAUUUUUCUCUUGGGUAAACUUACGCUGGACAAUCUGUUGUUCGCGUGGCGGAAGAUGUACCAUCUGAUGAACGUCUACCAGAAGCAAAUGGCUGCAUUGGACGACAGCGACCUGUUGCGGCACAUUGUGGACGGCGUAACGGCAGAUGAGAGAGUGAAGUACGUGCUGUGUGGCCAGCACAUUUUAAAGCUGUUGGAUGGUUUGCGCAGGGAAGCGGUGAAGAGGUCUUUAACCCACCGGGCCCAGAUUAAGUAUUGCGUGGAUCGCAUCAUGCGGGAAGCGAAGAAGUUGUCCUCCCUGCACGACGACUCCUUGGCCGAAUCGGCCAGGUUGGGUGAGACACGCUCAAAGGUAAACGAGGAGUUUUGUAAGAUGUUCGGGCUGGACAGGUGUGCCAUGGACCAGUACGCCAAGUGGGCCAUUUUCGAGGUUGGCCGUGACCCGGCAGCUCUGUUGGCUGAUUACUGGGAGCACGCUUCGCUCCCGGAAAAUAAGUAUGAUGACCAACUGUUGUACACCUUCGGCACCAACCAGUCAGUCAAGAUGUACUCGCUGUUGGCGCCGUGUGACGCGCUGGACAUAGAAAGCUGUGUGCGGUUUGCCAACAUGCUCUAUCCACAGCCACAUGGGUACCAAAACCACGAAUUUGUGCAGUCCCCCGAUGAAGACAUAUCCUUUCUUGUGUUAUCGAGCGAGAUUGUGUUCUUCGGUGUUGAACUGUUCGACGGGGUGCCCAAGAUGAAUGUCUGCUUUUACUGUUGCCCCGGGAGCCUACCAAAAGUAGCUGCUGCAGAACCUGCAGUUGUCUUCUAGAUGGAGCAGAGGGCUAGAUUUUUAAGAGCACAGUAUCGGCGGGUCAAUGUCGUCAUCGUCUCGGUUUUCACCUACCGGCGUCUAUCCAGCAGUCUACUUCUCACGUUUUCCUAUCGUAUCAUCUAUGCGCUUUUGUCUUAAUAACGUCCUGGAUCUAUUUGUUGAUAUAUCAACUCGAUUCAAAAACCUAAUUAUAUUUCUUAAAAACUUCUUAAUAUUAUGUACCUUGACAUUAUUGAAUUUUAACAAUUUUAUUUAUACAUCACAUGCAUAUCAUCAACAUUAAUACUUACUAUGAUUAUAUUAUUAUGAUGGCUUAUAACCAUAAUCACAUAUAGAAAUUAGUAUUCAAAUGUAUUAUUAUUUUUAUUUUUUAUCUUGUAAAGUUGUACCUAACGGCUAACUUAAUGUUUUUUUUUUUUUUAAACACAUUAUUCUUUAUUAUGUUUAUU